This is a messenger RNA of Moneuplotes crassus, 684 nucleotides long. Lineage: Eukaryota; Ciliophora; Spirotrichea; Euplotida; Euplotidae. The record is from the annotation of a GenBank genome assembly.
UUUCAAACAGAUUGUACCAAAAUGGAAGAUGGCACUGUAAAUGACCCAAGUGUGCAGGACAAAAUGUGUGCAUAUUGAUUCGAUAACCUCAAAGAAAUCCACUCAAACGGAGAGAUUUUAAUGUACCCCAAAGAUCUGCCAAAUGGGGAAUAUCCUUUAUUCAUCACAUGGCAGCUGGAUAAAAUUCUCAGAGGAUGUAUUGGAACCUUCAAGGCGGAACUACUGUCAAAGCUAGUACCUCUUUACUGAUAUAUUGCCGCUUUCAAAGAUGAUAGAUUCCCUCCGAUCUCUGAAAAAGAGAUUCCAUUGCUGACUUGAUCUGUAUCUUUACUAUCAAAUUUCGAAAAUAUUGAAGAUCCACUAGAUUUUGAAAUCGGAAAGCAUGGAAUGGAAGUAGAAUUUGAGGUUGAUGAGAAGAAAUACAGAAGCACAUACCUCCCACAUGUUCCAUUUGAGCAAAACUGGACUCAAGAACACACUCUUAACAAGCUGAUCAGUAAGGCUGGAUAUAAGGAUGGGAAGUAUGAAGAUAUUAAGGAUAAAUUCACCAAAGCGACUAGGUAUCAGAGUAUUAAAUUCAAGAUGACUCACCAACAAUAUCUUGAACAUAAAGAGAAGCUUGGAAAGUCUACUGAAGAGAACAAGGAAGAAGGUGAAUAAUCCCACAAAAAAUUCAAUAGAGCA